CCGCCCGCUGCUGAGCCCGCGCCCACCCCCCACCUCUCAAGAUGUGGCACAACGUGGGGCUGACCCUGCUGGUGUUCGUGGCCACGCUGCUGAUCGUCCUGUUGCUGAUGGUGUGCGGUUGGUAUUUUGUAUGGCAUCUAUUUUUAUCUAAAUUCAAGUUUCUACGGGAGCUGGUGGGAGACACAGGAUCCCAGGAAGGAGAUAAUGAGCAGCCUUCAGGGUCUGAGACAGAAGAGGACCCUUCGGCUUCGCCACACAAGAUCAGAUCUGCUCGCCAACGCAGGCCGCCUGUUGACGAUGGCCACUGAGCAGGCACAGCAGUUUCUUAGACUAUGGUUAGAGGCAGUUACGAGCCUCUGUCCUUAGUGACCUAGCUUUGAAGGUUACUAAGUGACCAAGGAACAUUUGCAAUUGGAUUUAUAUCCAGUUCAAAAAAGAUUUACACGUAAGCCAUAUAGAAAUAAAGGGAAUUUAAACCAAA
Grammomys surdaster is the source of this 481-nucleotide messenger RNA. RefSeq names its product small integral membrane protein 13 (gene Smim13). Lineage: Eukaryota; Metazoa; Chordata; Mammalia; Rodentia; Muridae. The record is from RefSeq and is a predicted model, not a curated record. The transcript has 2 exons. The coding region runs from base 42 to 308 and encodes 88 amino acids.